UUUGUCGGGAUGGGAGUGUUCACAUUCCUAGUUGUUGCCUUCUAUGUGUUCCUCGCACCUUUUCUUGGAAAUAGGACUGCAAAAAUUACAGUGCUUACACUGUUCUCAUUCACAACAUUUUCUGUAAUUGUUUUAUACAUAAGGUGCACCGCCAUUAAUCCAUCUGACAGAACCGCCUCCAGAAUGGAAAGGGGAGCAAAAUCGCAUGGUAUUUCAAAAUUUAAUUACAAAUCUAUUAUCAGACAGAUCAUUUCGAGGAUUGUCAGGAAGAUAGAACACAAGAUCCUCAAGUGUUGCAUAAGGAGAAAAUACUUGGAUCCUCGGAAUAAUAAUGUUCAAAUGGAUACCAUUUUGCCAUUUUCUCUUCUAAUUAUUGAUGAUGCUGUCACACCACACAUGAAGAAUGAUGACAUCUCAUUUUGCCCUCUUUGCGAUUUUGAGGUUAAAAGGCGUAGCAAGCACUGUAGGACCUGUAAUCGAUGUGUUGAUGAAUUUGAUCACCAUUGCAGGUGGUUAAACAACUGCAUUGGAAGAAGAAACUACACCACAUUCAUACUUCUGUUGGUUUUUACAAUGUUAUUGCUUGUAACGGAAGGAGGAACUGCAAUUGCCAUUUUCAUCCGUUGCUUUGCAAGUAAAAGCAUAUCACUGGAAUUAAAGCAGAAACUUCACACUAAGUUCCCAAAAGGAGUUCUUGGAGCAAUAUCUGUGCUUUUGGCAGCAUUGACAGCCUACAGCUCGGCGGCGCUGUGGCAGCUUUUCUUCUUUCAUGCUGUUCUGAUUCAAAAGGGGAUGAGAACAUAUGAUUACAUCUUAGCCAUGAGAGAAGAAAGCCAAUCCAUGGAUCCCUUCGAUGAUUCUGAUAUGUCUUCUGAUGAUAGUGACUAUGACGACACACCAGAAAAGCCAAGGAUUCUUUCCAGAUUCCUUUGCAAUGGACAUGGAGAAAGUCAGAGCAGUCAAAGGUUAUCUAUUCUUGUUGAAAAAACGUCCACUCCAGCCAAUUCAGAGAAGCCUGAAAUCCGAAUAGACCCCUGGAAAUUGAUAAAGAUGAGCGCAGAGAAAGCAGAAAUGGCAACAGAAAUGGCGAGGGAAAGACUGCUGAGACAGAAGCAAACGGUAUCGGUUUCACCAUUGAAACCAUUGCCACUGGAGAGCAAGAAGGGACCUAAAGCUAAUAACCAGAUAAAGAAGGUGACCGCAAGCUGCGAGAUUACACCAAUUGUCUCAAAUCCAUGGAUUUCAGGCUCCGCAGGUGGGAGAUUCUCCAGUCCAAGGAGAAGAUUUUCUAGUUCGCCAUCACCAAGGCCACAGAAGUAUAAGAGUAACUUUGAUCUCAAAUUGACAGAGGUAUCAAGAGAACUUGAAACUUACAUAUCAAGGCAGGUACUAUGCUCGGUUUUGAAGAAGAGUGGAGAAGAUGAAGCUUCUCCAAGCUAGGAGACAUUUGAAUUUUGUUCUGCAAUUUAUACCUUUGCAACUUUUUCCUGUCCAUAGUUUGAAGUUAGUUUUUUCAGCCUUUGGUAAAGGUUGGACUUUCAGUGAUUAAUGUUCCACUUUUGAAGAAUG
Messenger RNA from Dendrobium catenatum, 1569 nucleotides. RefSeq names its product protein S-acyltransferase 18. Bases 10 to 1440 code for a protein of 476 amino acids. Gene Ontology annotation, molecular function: protein-cysteine S-palmitoyltransferase activity. The transcript has 8 exons. Gene Ontology annotation, biological process: peptidyl-L-cysteine S-palmitoylation; protein targeting to membrane. The record is from RefSeq and is a predicted model, not a curated record. NCBI's taxonomy places the organism in Eukaryota, Viridiplantae, Streptophyta, Magnoliopsida, Asparagales, Orchidaceae. Gene Ontology annotation, cellular component: Golgi apparatus; endoplasmic reticulum.